AUGUCCAACAACGCCAACACCACCGCCCCAACCAAUACCAGCUCGGAUGCAUCAGGUUUACUGCCCCAAGGUACCGCCAGCAAAAAUUCGACCCGAAACUCAACCACCACUCCGGCCGGCGCUUCUGUUGCAAGCAACAGUACCAACAACACCGACAGCAUGGUGACUCUACUUACUUUUGGACCGUUGUCGUCGUGUGUCCAGCUACCCAACCUCUCUUCCAGCACUAUGCCUGAAAUCGGCAAUUUUUCCAAUGUUGCUAAGCAGCAGGCGAUCUCGGCCUGGCUCGCUUCGCUAACGACGACAAGCUCGUGUACCGCUCUAUCGUGGGCGAUGAGACCGGACUAUUCGAAGCAUCUCGAUGCCAUGUCGAGCUUUCAAACCCAGCUGGAGGAGCUGUUUCCCUUAGCUGCGGCCUAUACGUCUUCGGCCGUGGGGAUGACUAGCACCGUCAGUACCUCGGGUGCAGGCAGCAAUCUGAGCUUCUUCCCCAACAGCUCGUCGACCAACGCUUUUUCGGCAGCGGCAAACACUGCCGACACGCUGCCUACAACUCUCCCGCUUUGGAUCGGACUCGCCCUCGCCUGUGCAACACUAGUCCAUUUGCUAGCGUUCAUCCUGCACCUCUGUGCGGAUCUCGACGCACUGUUCCCCUCGCUUGCGGCCAAGCGGCAGGCCAACCAGAAGCCAGACGAGUUCGAGUUGCCACAGCACAUUCAACACCCGAACGAGAGCAAGGAGGCACUUGUUCAAGAUAAGCAAGCUGUUCAAGGUGUGGAUCGGAACACGAACGAGCCUCCGCGGUAUAACGAGCCGUUGACGUCGGAGCAGAGUGAAGUGGGGUGUGGGUUGGUGGAGACACAUGUGCUGAUUCGGAUCGCGCGCAAGUGUAAGAGGAUUGUGGUUCCGUUGUUGAUGCUGUCGGCGGCAGCGAUGGUGGGUGUGGCGGUGGUGUUGAAUGCCAAGUUUGCUGUUGGACCCGUUGGGUCUUUUUCGGGCUCGGACUCGGCGAUAGGACCAGCGGUGGGGUCGAGCUCUGGUUCAAGUGCAAUCACGGUAGGUGCGAACAAUACCAGUGCAGCUGCUCCCAUAUCGUACGCGAGUACGAGCAGUGAUGCCGGUGGUAGAAGUCGUCAGGCUGCCAGUCCGACUAGUAGCAGCGGUGAUGCUACCUCGGAGAAGCCUUCCGUGCCUAUUGUAGACCAGUCUCGCGUCGGCGAAGAAGGCAGAACCUCUGCCUCUACUAGCACGUCCACACCCACAGUGCCGGCCAUGAGCAGCAUGGCCAGGCUCGUUCGACGACAAACGCUCUUCUUUUCAACACCCUCAUCUUCCGGCGACAAUCCGUCUGCAACCGCUACCACUACCACCAGCGCCACCGCUUUCGACCUGCCUCCUUCACUUUCCUCUUCCUCCACCGCUACCUUGUCCACUCCAACACCGUCGUCAACAGCCACAGAUAUAAACGCAUCGCUCUUUCCAACCAUCGCAACCACCGCCUCGUCCGCCCUCUCUUUCCCCGCUUGGCCCACCGCAGGAGCUUCCGCCCCCACCACUUCUAUGACCGCUGCUGCUUCUGCACCGUCGGUGUUUGUGCUGCAACGCGGGUCCUCGAUCCACCGGCUUUGGUGGAUCGUCAUGUUGGAUCUGCUGCUCUGGCUUGCGCAGCGCAGACGCACACGCGCCCAGACGGCGUUGGAUAAGGCGAGGGCGCUUGUCAUUGAUCAGCUCACAGCCAAGCGUCCCUGA
This is a messenger RNA of Sporisorium graminicola, 1749 nucleotides long. RefSeq lists its product as uncharacterized. The transcript has a single exon. The coding region runs from base 1 to 1749 and encodes 582 amino acids. NCBI's taxonomy places the organism in Eukaryota, Fungi, Basidiomycota, Ustilaginomycetes, Ustilaginales, Ustilaginaceae. The record is from RefSeq and is a predicted model, not a curated record.